AUGUCUUCUGAAGUUCAACGCCUGCUCGACACCAUCACUGGGGCCGUCAAAUCACUUGAUGUGGCUUGCUCUAGCAGCGGGACCGUAGUUCCGAACAUUAACGAGCCUUUUCAACCUUCCUCAGAAAAUUUUCGCGGCAGUCAUGAAGCUUUACAAGCUGCGAGGAUCAUUAGCGCGGCCGCGUUGCAGCUAGAAGCUAUUGUUGCACCACCCCAAGUCGUUUUGUAUCAUGUUGUAGGAGGGUUUUUCAAGUCAAUGGCUUUGCGAGUUUGCUUGGAAUCUAAUGUCACUGAGAUAUUGAGAGAAGCUGGAUCAAAGGGGAUGCACAUCUGCGAUAUCGCUAAGCAUAACGGUCAAGAUUCUCAGAAGCUCGCUCGGUUUCUUCGUUACCUUUGCUCGAACCACGUCUAUAGGGAGGUCUCCCCAGAUGUAUUUGCGAAUAACCGCGUUUCAAGUCUACUUGACACCAAGAAGUCUAUCGAAGAACUUCGCUCCAGACCGCUCGAUAAAUACAAAAACACAGACGGCAUGGCAGCGUUAGCGGGACACCAUUUAGAUGAAUGCUUCAAAGGUGCAGCGUACGCUUGGGAAGCACUCAAUGACCCAAACAUUAUUCAUGCUAAAGAACAUAUUGGUACACCACUUAACAAGGCAUAUAACUCACAGACGCCAUACUUCAAGUUCAUUCAAAAUGACGAUCGUCGCCGUCUCCGCUUUGACGUCAGUAUGCAGGGCAUGGAAAGACUUCAGCCACCCGAUACAACCUUGAACGCUUUUGAUUGGGGAAAUUUGCCAAAAGGUUCUAAAGUAGUGGACGUGGGGGGUGGGGUCGGGAGUGUCUUCUUUCCCUUGGCGGAAAAAUUUCCUGAACUAAAACUGGUCAUUCAAGACUUACCUGGAGUCAUUGAUAACGCGAAGAAAAUAUGGUCAGAGCGAAUGCCAUCUGCGCUGCAGACUGGACAGGUCAAACCGGAGGCUCACAACUUCUUCAAUGAGCAGCCUCACAGAGAUACAUCAGUGUUUUUUUUGAAGCAUGUCCUUCACAAUUGGUCCGACAGCAGUUGCGUGGAAAUCUUGAAGCGACUUCGGGAUGCUUCGGGAGAAUCAACCAGAUUGGUUAUAAUGGAUAGUGCUAUGCCUUACGUGUGUCGGUCUCAAAGUCAGGAAAACCCACCCACAACCUCUACAUGUAUACCAGGGAUAGAACCAGAAGAGGCACCAGACCCCUUAUUGGCGAACUAUGGGGCGCUGAACGAGAUGUCCUACGUGCUCGAUAUGGUGAUGUUUGUGAUACUUAACACACAGGAGCGCACAUAUGAGCAGCUAAAUAGCUUACUAAAUGACUCUGGAUGGUCUGUUUCCUGUGUAAGACGCAAACCAGGGGAUGCUGCUUUCGUCCAGAUUGAAGCCAAACCUCAAAAAUAUGAAUCUGAUAGUACUAGUAGUCAGGCAAGACUAUAG
Molecule: messenger RNA, 1461 nt
Organism: Lentinula edodes (shiitake mushroom)
Lineage: Eukaryota; Fungi; Basidiomycota; Agaricomycetes; Agaricales; Omphalotaceae
Product: S-adenosyl-L-methionine-dependent methyltransferase
Exons: 10
Coding region: 1-1461 (486 amino acids)
Molecular function (GO): O-methyltransferase activity
Source: RefSeq, a predicted model, not a curated record